UUUAUAGGCUAGAAAUAAGACACAUGAUUUUGAUCGAAUUUCGGUUUUAGGAACGUGAUGCUUCCAAAACGGAUUAAAUUUGUGGGACGGCUGUGUUUGUUUCUGUAAACUGACGUUUCGUUUUAGCUUUAUUCUUCAUCAAGGAGAAAGGAUCAAGCACCGGGGCAUGACUUUGCAGACACCUUGUAAGAUAAAUCAAAGAUUAGUGUAUGUGUCGUAUUUUGAGUAUAAACGGGCGAUUUGGCCGCCAGCUGUUGGAAAAGGGUACGACGGAAGUGAAAUAAUCAACCGAUGCCUGCAAAUCUCAACUGAACGUCGGCAAAAACAACUGAACAAUCUUGCGCUUUUGAAGGGUGGGUGGUAGUCCUUUCGAAAUUAAAAUACUGAAGGCAGAGAAUUUCAGCUUCAUUUACAGAGUGAGGAUGAAAUAAUACAACAGCUUUUAAUGGGUAUGGCUAUUGCAAGUCGGAAAUCCUGUAUGGGUGGUUUACAGAGAACCGCUUUGCAUACCUAGCGACAUAAAAACCUGUUCCCGAGAUCCCUCGUGUCCUGCCAUUUAAUUAGAUCCCCGGGGUGAGAACCAAAUUGGCACUAUCUCUUCCUGCAACUACACCCGGCUGUUUUCGCUGCUCGAAUCCCGGCCCGGCGUUCGCUCGGCUUCUCUUCUGCAUCGGCGGAGCACGAAGAAAAUCGAGCCCGCCGUCCAGCCGAGGCUCCCAGGCAACACUUUCAGCAAAAUUCGGACCGAUGAGAAUCUAACAGUUUCAGCCAACGAUAGACGCUGAGUGUAAUGUUUGGUCUGGAGCGUGUGUUGCAGAGGGAAUGAGACUGCGUGGCAGGGAUCUGGAGGAUUCUGCUGUCUCCUGGAUACCGAGCGUCCUGGGCGUUCAGAGUGUCAGGCUCCGCCUUCGUCUCGAUCGCCGUGACGACGGGAGAAGGGGCCUCUGGCAGCUGGUUGAGCUAAACGGGGAGGCUGCACCAAGUGGGCGGAGGUUAUGGGAUAGGACGCCGCCCACUUGUUCCCAGAGUCUGAUGAGUAUUCCUGUGGCAGCAUCUGGGCAGGCAGGAGGCGCAGAGAUGCAGUCACCUGGGGCCAUAAGCCCCUCCUUCCUCCCGCCCCCCGCUGGAAAGGUUCCGGGUCGGAAGAGAGGACGUCCACCACUCAAAAGGCAUCCUGAAUAUCAAAAUCGCUACCCGGAAUCCCUCCCUCCAAUCAAAGUGCCCAAGAAAAGAGGGAGGAAGCCUGGAUUCAAGCUAAAGUCCAGGAUGGCGAUGACUCCUCUGGCCAUCUCUCCUCCCAGUAGCACCCCAGAGCCAGACAUGAGCUCCAUCCCCCAGGAUGCUGCCACUGUGCCUCACUCUGCCACACCGGACAUCCUAACAGUGUGUAUCUAUGUAAACAAGCAGGUAAAUACGGGCCCUAACUUAGACAGGCAGAAGGUUCUGCAGCUGCCAGAUCACCUGGGCCCAGCCCGGCCCUCUGUGGUCCUCCAGCAGGCCGUGCAGGGCUGCAUCGACAGCGCCUACCAGCAGAAGGCCGUUUUCACUCUGCUCACGCAGGGCUACGGAGGAGAGAAGAUCUCAGCCACGUUCGAUGGCAAGCAGCACCUCCUCAGCCUGCCCGUGGUGAACAGCGUGGGCUACGUCCUGCGCUUUCUGAAGAAGCUCUGCCGGAGCCUGCUGUGUGAGAACCUGUUCAGUGACCAGCCCAUGGCUCCACCCUCCUCUUCGCCCUCUUCUUCCGCGUCCUCCUUCCACGCAGACAAGCACGCCGACGGCCAGGCCAAGUCGACAGCUUCUAUGGUGGAUGAUUACCACCCUGAGCCAAUGGAGACCAAGCGCUACUCCAUGGACCCUAGCGACACUGCGUUUGGCGCUAUGACAUCGCCAUACACCGCACCCAAGUCAGCAUAUGGGUUCCGCUCCUACUCCGGGGGUGUGUGCAGACAGGUGGCCAGCCCCAGCACGUUCCAGGAAGGAAACAGAAGUGCCUACAGCCCUCCUCCAGAGGCAGGUUUUGGUGUACAGUAACAGCUUUUCCACUUCUGAACUAAGCAUAACUGAGCAUAAUUGAGUUAAUGAUCUUCACUAUUGCAUUGAGCAUUUGGAUACAACAUGGUGCUGCAAUGUGUGGCACUACAGUGUUUUCAUUUCUUCAUUGUUCUGAAGAUUAACUUUCCAGGUAAGCCAAGACAAUCAGGGCUGCUGUUCAGGGCCUCUGUACACAUCUGUACAGCCCCCUCCUGUAUGCCAUUCUAUACUGGGUAUUAUUUAAAUUGUUUUAUUUUUGCCUUUUGUUGUUUUAUUGUUUCGAAGUGGUUGUUUCCAGGCUUUGACUACUGUGACAGUACAAAGGGCAUUUGGGUGAGAGUGCAAGGCAGGAUGUAUUGUGCAGUUUAUAGUGCUUUUAGUGUAACCUUUGGUCUAUUGUGCUUGCUGCACACAGAAAAGAGCAAUUCACUGGAGACAGAAAUAACACAAACCUGAUACAAAAAAAAAUAAAUACUGGUGAUAUGCGCAGAGAAUGAUGCAACUGUUUUUUUUUGUUUGUUUGUUUAUCUAUCCAUUUAUUUUAUUAUUUACUACCAAAAGGCACUUGCACACCUGCGACAAAAAGGUGCGACUUUUUCUGAACGUUUGGGUUUAGUUAUGUAAGCAACCUGCCAUCUUCUGGACAAACCGAGAAUUGCGGUAUUAGUGAAUUGCACGCCAGCAUUAUUGAUUGGAUUGUUGGAAUUUUGAGUUUGGUUUGGGGGAAUAUUGUUAUUCCAGGAUGCUACUUAAAAUUGACUGACACUGAUUAAAAUUUUUUUUGAACAAACAAGUUUGAAAAUGAUAGUAAGAAGAAGACUUGUAACAAUAAGCCUAGUAGCGAGUAUGUUUUUUUAAAUUUCGCCUUUAAGCGUCAAAG
Electrophorus electricus (electric eel) is the source of this 2911-nucleotide messenger RNA. The record is from RefSeq and is a predicted model, not a curated record. Lineage: Eukaryota; Metazoa; Chordata; Actinopteri; Gymnotiformes; Gymnotidae.